GCAGGUGAAUGACUUUAUUACCCGCACUCUCUCCCUCUAUACUAUAGACUUUCCGACCUUGCAAGUCACCGACAGUUCUUAUAAAUGCCUAUACUCUUCCUUCAUCACUCUAACAUCUCAUCUCUCAAAAACUCUCUCUCUAUGGAUAUUUCUCAAAAAUCAUAAAAACAUGGUACAAACAAGGAAGUUCAGAGGAGUCAGGCAGCGCCAGUGGGGCUCUUGGGUGUCAGAAAUUCGCCACCCAUUACUGAAGAGGAGGGUGUGGCUAGGGACGUUUGAGACAGCAGAGGCAGCAGCAAGAGCAUAUGACCAAGCAGCAAUUUUGAUGAACGGACAGAAUGCCAAGACCAAUUUUCCGAUAUCAGACAACAAUUCCGACCAAGAAACGAAACCUGCCACCGACCAAAACACUCCAUGGUCUCCGAAAGCACUUUCCGAGCUGCUCAGCGCCAAGCUCAGGAAAUGCUGCAAAGACCCAUCUCCCUCCCUCACUUGCCUGAGACUCGACAAUGACAAUUCCGACAUUGGGGUCUGGCAGAAGCGCCCUGCUGGAUCGCGGGCGAGCUCCAAUUGGGUCAUGAGGAUUGAGCUUGGGAAGAAGAAGAAUCAGAGUUCUGAUCAUGAUCAUCAAGAGGAAUCACUGUCAUCCUUGACGUCAUCGUCAAUGGUGGGGUUGACUGAGGGUGGAAUGAGUGAGGCAGAUCAGGAUGAAGAGGAUAAACUUGCAAUGCAGAUGAUAGAGGAGUUGCUGAAUUGGAAUUAUCCAAUACCUUCAGCCACAAGUAAUGUUCACGAAGGAAAUAAUAUUUAAAGGGAAUUCUAUAUGCCGGAGUUCUUAACCGUUAAGUUCUUGAUAAAAAACAAUAAUUGGAAUUUAACAGUUAAAAAUUUCGAAGUAUAGAAUAUUUCAAAGUACAGUAGAAAUAUCGAUAGAUAUUACCAACCAUCUGAGCUGCUUGAAUUCCUAGUGUUAUUAGUCCUCGAAGUAAGGAGGCAGUUAAGUGCUCAAUUUGCAGCUACGUACGGUAGUUAAUUAAAUCAUAAAAUGCCACCACACUGUUGUUUUGUGAUUGGUGAUCAACUUGUAGAAAGAUUUGAAGUAGAUAUUCGUCAAUUCUGUGUGUUUGGUAUUA
Malus domestica (apple) is the source of this 1133-nucleotide messenger RNA. RefSeq names its product ethylene-responsive transcription factor SHINE 2-like. Gene Ontology annotation, biological process: regulation of DNA-templated transcription. Gene Ontology annotation, molecular function: DNA binding; DNA-binding transcription factor activity. The record is from RefSeq and is a predicted model, not a curated record. NCBI's taxonomy places the organism in Eukaryota, Viridiplantae, Streptophyta, Magnoliopsida, Rosales, Rosaceae.